CACUGACAUUAAUUCAAAGAAAUAUGAUUUUUUGCAGCUUUUUCUUCAUAUUUAAACGCGUUUAAUUGAAAAAAAUUAUUCAGUUUAUUGCAAAAAGUGUGCAGAAAUGGCUCCUCAUGAGUACGAUACCGAAAGUUACGUUAAAACAAUUGAUUUUAGAAGUGGAUAUGUUAGAGAAUUCUUUUCCCGCUACGGAGAUAAGCUCAAAUGGCGCGGAAAUGAGAAUGUCCUUGAUAUUGGAUGCGGUCCUGGUGACGUAACGCGUCAUGUUUUUUUCCCUGUACUACCUCGCAACUUCAAAAGUCUCUCCUGUGCGGAUUUAUCCACGAAAAUGCUCAAUGUGGCGCGAAAGGAGUUUCAUGGAAUGGAGCACGUUCAUUUCAUGCAAAUGGACAUUGGAAAAGACAUCUGUAGCUCCCUAAAUAGGAGUUUUGAUAAAAUUUUCUCCAGUUUCUGCUUCAUGUACAUUGCAGAUCAGCGUAAGGCCUUUCAGAAUGUUUUCAAUCUUCUAGCUCAAGAUGGAGAAUGCUUCCUUAUGUUGGUGUCAAAGGCCGCCCUCUAUGAAACUAUCUUUCAACUUGCUGAAACACCAAAAUGGGCAGAACGCCUCAAGCAUCAUCGGGAAGUUUUUGCUUUUCCCUACCGUGAGGAUGUGAAUCCCGAGAAAACAAUUAGGGAACUCCUAGAAUCAAUUGGAUUCUCUGAUAUUUUCGUCAAAAAGGACGAAUAUCCUUGUUUCUAUCCAACAAAAGCAGCACUUAAAGGAGGUCUCUUGUGCCUUCCGGACUUCCCAAACACUAUGACUGAUGCGGAGAAGUAUGAACUCAUGGAAGAUCAACUUAAACUUGGGAUAUCCAUUAAUACUGUGGAGGAGUUUUAUGAUGCGAAGAACGUGAUUAAGGAAGUUCCUUUCAAUAAUCUUACCAUUUAUGCUAAAAAACCAUAAUUUGUAUUUUCUUUGCAAAUAAAUUAAAUGAUUUUCCCAAAAAUUAUUAAAU
Messenger RNA from Lutzomyia longipalpis, 998 nucleotides. Its product is annotated as juvenile hormone acid O-methyltransferase-like. The record is from RefSeq and is a predicted model, not a curated record. The coding region runs from base 107 to 946 and encodes 279 amino acids. The transcript is spliced from 3 exons. NCBI's taxonomy places the organism in Eukaryota, Metazoa, Arthropoda, Insecta, Diptera, Psychodidae.